CCACAGAAUAAGAGCAGAGGAGGUGGAGAUUGUAGAGCCAGCCACUGCCAGCCGAGCCGGGUUUCCUUUGCAACUUAUCUGGUACACAAAACUAAACCUUAUUAAUUCAUCCAUCCAUGGCUGGUGAUGAUGAAUAAUAUGCAAUCUCCCAUGGCUUCCAUACCCAAACCACCCCCAAUAGCUGACCUUUACAGACAUUCUUUCUCUUCUCUCCACUGUCUCGUCACUUUAUCAUUUCCUUUUCGCUCAACUACGUAUCUUCCUCACCAUCGUUUAUGCGCCAUUCAGACUGGCGCAGACGGUGGUCGUAGCAGAAUCGAAAGGCAACAAGUGUUCGGCCCAGAUUUACUGAGGAAGCCGGCCGUGUCUCCGAUAAAGGACUUGUCGGAGGAGGAGGAGGAGGAAGAGGAAAAUGAGCGGAAGAGGGUUUAUGAGGACGACGAAGAUGAGGAAAAGUGGGUGGAUUGGGAGGACAAGAUUUUGGAGGACACUGUUCCUCUGGUUGGAUUUGUUAGGAUGCUUAUUCAUUCUGGAAGAUAUCAAAGCGGAGAUAGGUUAAGUCCUGAGCACGAGAAAAUCGUUAUUGAGAAGUUGCUUCCCUUCCAUCCAGAGUGUGAGAAGAAGAUUGGAUGUGGAAUCGAUUAUAUUACGGUUGGUUAUCAUCCUGAUUUUGAAAGAUCACGAUGUUUGUUCAUAGUUCAAAAGGACGGAAGCUUGGUUGACUUUUCAUAUUGGAAAUGUAUCAAGGGCCUGAUUAGGAAGAACUAUCCUUUAUACGCCGAUAGCUUCAUUCUCAGACAUUUCCGACAACGGCAUAAGCGUGGAUUAUGAAGUUCAAAUAAUCAUCGUCCCUGUUAAUUAUGCAUGCACUCUUGAAUGAGAAAAGGUAAAAGGAAAAGAAAAAAAAAUAGAAAAAUUCUUCCUGCUAUAUCUCAUUCUUUUAGCGCAUGGAAUUAGAAAGUAGACUCUACUUAUAUAUAUAUAUAUUUAUUCAUUAGAAGUUUUGUUGACAUGGUUAUUCUCUUCAAUAGAUAUUACAAUUUCGUGCUAUUCUUCCCAUUAUGAAUAUAUGAUUGUUUGCCAGAAUGUUUGGCUCUCCAAA
Molecule: messenger RNA, 1102 nt
Organism: Cannabis sativa
Lineage: Eukaryota; Viridiplantae; Streptophyta; Magnoliopsida; Rosales; Cannabaceae
Product: protein DCL homolog, chloroplastic
Exons: 3
Coding region: 127-831 (234 amino acids)
Biological process (GO): chloroplast rRNA processing; chloroplast organization
Cellular component (GO): chloroplast
Source: RefSeq, a predicted model, not a curated record